AUGAAAAUAAAUAGCCAAUCAGAAUGGUUUUCUAGGUUCGGUAAGUCACAUAUCGGAGUAAAUUGCUGCUCUGAAGAGGCUUGUCUGUUUCAGAUACGGCAAAUCGGGAACGAAGAUAUCGGACUGCAGGGCCGGUCCAAGUUGCCUCGUGUUCCUAUAGGCUUGUUAAGCAUUCUAUCACGUGCUGAGAAGCGGCAAUUCCAUCAUUGCUGUGACAACGCAAGCCCAAGCAAGGAAGAUGAGAAUCCUGACGAUAAAGGCUAG
Messenger RNA from Danaus chrysippus (African queen), 264 nucleotides. Lineage: Eukaryota; Metazoa; Arthropoda; Insecta; Lepidoptera; Nymphalidae. The record is from the annotation of a GenBank genome assembly.